UGAUCCACAGACUGAACUACAGAACUGAACUACAGGACUGAACUACAGGACUGAACUACAGCAGAAACAUGGGAUUAAUGACCCACUUCCUGCUGAUGAUCCUCCUCAUUCAAGGUUGGAGAGUGCAGCGGACUGUGGGAUUCAAUGUAGGAAUAUCAGGAGCCAAAGUGUUCUCCGGAGCCGCAGCCGAGGAGUUCGGAUACACGGUGCAGCAGUUCUCCAAUCACCAGGGAAAAUGGUUACUGGUGGGAUCUCCGUGGGCUGGAUAUCCUCAGAACAGGAAAGGAGAUGUUUAUAAAUGUCUCCUCACGAGUCCGGCGUCCACCUGCGAGAGACUCAACCUACAGAAUUCUGUGAACAUCCCAUCUGUGCAGAACAUCAACACCAACAUGAGUCUGGGUCAGACACUUAUUACACGAGUAACCAAGAACAACAACCUGAUGACGUGUGGUCCUCUCUGGACUCAGAGUUGUGGUUCUCAGUAUUUUGUUCCCGGUGUUUGUGCUGAAGUCAGUCCUCUGUUCGCCCCCCAGCCUGCGAUCUCCCCGGCUCUACAGACUUGCGGCGGCCCGAUGGACAUUGCGUUUGUACUGGAUGGGUCCAACAGUAUUUAUCCAUGGGAACCUGUUGUGGCCUUCCUAAAGAAGGUCCUGGAGAAUCUUGAUAUUGGGCCACAGCAAGCUCAGGUCAGCGUGGUCCAGUAUGGUUCUGAUCCCAGGUUUGAGUUCAAUUUGAAUACCUAUAAAAACAAACAGGACAUGGUUGCAGCAGCUUCAAAGAUCACCCAGAAAGGUGGACUGGAGACAAAUACGUUCGGAGCGAUCAGCUACGCCAGGAAAAAUGCUUUUUUAACUUCGAAUGGAGGGCGUCUCGGUGCCAGUAAAGUGAUGGUGGUGGUUACCGACGGAGAGUCACAUGAUAACUCCCUGACAGAUACAGUCAUCGGCGAAUGCAACAAAGACGGGAUCACUCGUUUCAGUAUAGCUGUGCUUGGUUAUUACACAAGGAAUAAUAUCGACACCACAAAACUCAUCGCUGAGAUCAAGUCGAUAGCCAGCAUUCCAACAGAGAAGUACUAUUUUAACGUGUCAGAUGAGGUCGCUCUCUCAGGAAUUGCUGGAACCCUUGGAGAUCGGAUCUUCAAUAUUGAAGGAACUGGUAAAGGGGGUGAAUUCCAGAUGGAGAUGUCCCAAGUUGGGUUCAGUGCACACCAGACCAAAAAUGAGGAUGUGAUGAUGCUGGGAGCUGUUGGAGCUUAUGGAUGGAUCGGAACGGUGGUUCAUAAAACUGCUCAGAAAUCAGAAAUCUUCCCCAAACAAGCUUUCGAGGAAAUUCUGCAGGACAAAAACCACAGCUCUCUACUGGGAUACUCAGUGAGCACACUCGUGGACAGUUCUGCUGAGUACUUCGUAGCUGGUGCUCCUCGAUCCAAUCACACCGGCCAGGUAGUCGUGUACAUCCUGAACAGCCAGAGACAGCCCAGGAUCAUCGACUCGCAGAGGGGAGAUCAGAUCGGUUCGUACUUCGGCAGUGUUCUCUGUCCUCUGGAUGUGGAUCGUGAUGGUGUUACUGAUCUUCUGCUGGUUGGAGCCCCGAUGUACAUGAGCGAUCAGAAGAAAGAAACUGGCAAAGUCUACGUCUUCUCCAUUACGAAGGGUAUUUUGAUCAGCCAGGAUUCUCUGGAAGGUUCCUCUCCGUUGGAGAACUCCCGCUUUGGGAUGGCCAUUGCUGCGGUUCCUGAUCUUAAUCUGGACGGUUUUGCUGAUGUGGUCAUUGGAGCUCCACUGGAGGACAACAACCGGGGAGCCAUUUACAUCUAUAAUGGAGAUAAAAAAAGCAUCAGGAAACAGAGCUCACAGAAAAUUCUGGGAUCAAAACUGGACGCAACCUUGAAGUUCUUUGGCCGUUCUUUAGACGGCAGUGGAGAUCUGAACGGUGACUCACUCCCAGAUGUCUCGGUGGGGGGUUAUGGGAAUGUGCUGCAGCUUUGGUCUAGAGGAGUAGCAGUCGUGUCGGCCUCGGUAACGUUCACCCCAGACAGGAUCAACAUCCUGAGCAAGUCCUGUAACUUCGGGGGAAGGAUGGUGUCCUGUUUCAGUGCUAAAGUCUGCUUCAGCGCAGCCUUCAGACCAGUAAAACCAGUGGGACCUGCAGCGAUUAAAUAUAACCUGACGCUGGACGCUGACCUGCAGUCGUUUCGAGUGAGUUCUCGAGGUCAGUUCAGCACCUCGGAUCGAGCCAUUCAGAAGGAUGUGAGUGUUUCCACAGCGGAGACGUGUGAGGUGUAUCAGGUCUACGUUCAGGAAGCUCCUGACCUCGUCAGCCCCAUCGCUCUCCGCGUGGACAUCAAACAGAGCAACCCAGACGCCAGUCCUGUUCUAGACGCCUUUAGCACCGCGGCCUGGCAGUUCUUCAUCCCGUUUUCGAAGGAAUGUGGUCCAGAUGAGCAGUGUUACAGUGACUUAAUGCUAAACGUAGAGAGAGAGCAGCACACCAGCUCCUCCCCUUUACUGGUGACCAACGACAACAGAAAGAUCUCCUUCAUAGUGACGGUGAUGAACCGAAGGGAGAACGCCUACAACACCAGGAUCACCGCUCGUUACUCCAGCAACCUGUUCUACUCCUCUGUAACUCCACCUAGUGACGGCACAGAGGUUAAAUGCACUUCUGCCAAAGACACAGAGAUAGUCACAUGUCAAGUGGGCUAUCCUUUCAUUAAAACUGACCAAUCGGUUACUUUUUUGAUCCAUUUUGAUUUUAAUCUGGGUCAGCUCCAGAAGGAGGUGAAGGUGGAUUUUGAGGCUCAGAGUGACAGUACAGAGGAAACUCUGGAAGAUAAUAAAGAGACAGUGAGCGUCCCGGUGAAAUACAGCUCAGAGAUCAUCCUCAGCAGAGAGGCUAAUAUGAAUGUGUAUUUGCUGGAGAAAGAGGAGGGUAUCACCACCAGCAUGAAGAAAUACAGCGACAUCGGCCCAGAAUUCAGGUUCAGUCUGAAGGUGUCUGGAGGUGUUUUUCCAGUCAGUCUGGUCCACCUGAAUGUUCAACUGCCCAUCAGCACAAAAGCUGGGAACCCUCUGAUCUACAUUACCUCAGUCUCCACUGCACCUUCUGCUAAUGUUCAGUGUGAGAGCAGCACUCUGACUGACCCUUUAAAGAUUAAAGAGAAAGAACAUACUGCCAAGUUCACUGCAGAGAGCUUCAGAGGAACUAAUGAGCUGAACUGUAAGACUGCCAGCUGUAAGAAGAUGACCUGUGUGCUGAAGGACGUGAGCCCCAAGACUGACUACUACGUGAACGUGACCGCGUGGAUCUGGAACGGCACGUUUGCGAUGGCUGAUUUCCUGUCAGUUGCACUGGAAGUAAAUGCUCAGAUUGACACAUCUCAGGCUGAUCUACUCGUUAUCACACACAAACAAGUACAGGUUGCUGUUACUGUAAGCAAGCCCGGAGCCAAAGCAGACGUUCCCAUUGGUGUGAUUGUGGGCAGCGUCAUUGGAGGCCUUCUCUUAUUGGCUCUUGCAGUUGUAGCUCUCUGGAAGCUGGGCUUCUUUAAGAGGAAAUAUCAGCAGCUGCAGAAGACUGAUGCAGAUGCUACAGAAACGGAAGGUCUGCAUGACCCCGCAGAACAACCCUGAGAUCAACUCUGAUACUGGAGCCAUUAAUAGAGACUGCAGAACCGCAACGCCUGAGAUAAAGAUCCAAAACCCUGAGAUACACAUCAAACCCAGCAGCAACGAUCAGACCAACCCUCACCAAAUUACCAGCGAUACAGUCCUGAAGAGCUUCAUCAGCAGCAAAAAAACAAGACUUAAGAACUUGAACAGGUCUAGCAAGACAGUCCUGAAGAUCCAACCAAAAGUCGACCUUCCUAAACAGCUCCACAAUUAGCAGUACAUUUCUAAAAAACAUUGCAUAUAGUAGGAUAACCCUAACAAGCUUCUUAGGACAGCAGGUCAGCCCUAAAGAGCUUCUCCAAUAGCAGGACAGUCCUGAAAAUCUUUACCAGCAGCAGGACAGUCCUGAAGAGCUUCUCCAAACAUAGAACAGUCCUAAAGAGCUUCAUAGUUAGCAGGGCAGUCUAUAACAGUCAGUAGAACAGUCUUAAAUAGCCUGAGCAGCAGCAGGACAGUCCCGAAGAGCUUCAUAAACAGCAGGGAAAGUCCUAAAGAGCAAUAAUAGAGCAAGAGCAGGAGGGCCCUAGAGAGCUUCAGGAGCAUUAGGACAGUUCUUAAUAGUUUUGCAUAUAGUAGGACAGGCCUAACAAGCUUCUUAGGACAGCAGGACAGUCCUUAAGAAUCUUUUCAUGCAGCAGGACAGUCCUGAAGAUCAAUAACAGCUACAAGUGGACCUAUCCUUAAGGACUGUCCUUAAAGGGCUUUACUAGCAGGAGCAGGACAGCCCUAAAGAGCUCCACCAGCAGCAGGACAGUCCUAAAGAGCUUCACCAGCAGCAGGACAGUCCUAAAGAGCUUCACCAGCAGCAGGACAGUCCUAAGGAGCUUCACAAGCAGCAAGACAGUCCUUAAGAGUUUCACCAGCAGCAGGACAGUCCUAAAGAGCUUCACAAGCAGCAAGACAGUCCUAAAGAGCUUCACCAGCAGCAGGACAGUCCUAAAGAGCUUCACUAGAAGCAGGACAGUCCUAAAGAUCAACACCAGCUACAUGUGGAGCAUCCUAAAGAGCCUCCCACAGUGCAAUAAUGUCCUAAAUAGCUUCACAGGACAGUCCUGAAAAGAUUUGCAUAUAGUAGGAAAGCCCUAGAUGGCUUUACUAGCAGCAGGACAGUCCUAAUUAGCGCCACCGGCAGCAGGACUGUCCUAAAGAGCUUUACCAGCAGCAGGACAAUCCUAAAGAUCAACACCAGCUACAAGUCGACCAUCCUAAAGAGCUUCCUACAGUAUAGUACAGUCCUAAAAAGCUUCACCAGCAACAGGACAGUAUAUAAGAGCUUCACCAGCAGCAGGACAGUCUAUAAAAGCUUCACUAGCAACAGGACAGUCCUGUAAAGCUUCAGGAACAUGGUGUGAGGUUGCAAGUGUUCUGUAAAUUGGUUCCAGUGGAGAUAAACCACAUUCUUCAUGUCACAAGGAGCAAACAAAGGAACUGUUGUUGUAUCUGCUGUGGAAAAUCUGCUGUAAUUCACUGUUCAUUCACACCAGCUUCACUCAGUCUCAACACUGGAGGAUCUUUCAAUGGAUUUCAAUGGGAAUUUAAUUUACUGAAUAUAUAUGAAAUGUAGCAGAACAGCCUGAGAAAUGGAGAGCUGAACAUUCCUGCUCCCAUUUCUUAUUUUAAAAAAUAUUGUAAAUAUUGUUUAAAUGAACACAGAUAUGAAACGAACUAUCUAGUAAUUAGGGAUGCACCAAAAAUAGCAAAAAAGGCAUUUAUAGCAUUUAAGAGUGAAAAGGGUGAAUAACUACUAUAGUAAACAGUGACAUUUUAUCUGAAAAAAAUACGUUUAGGCUAUUUAUUUUAUGCAAUGGUAAAAAAAAAAAAACACUUGCAAAAUGUGCCAUUUUUUAGUUCACAUUAUGAAAUUUCAAAACAUUUUAAAAAAAUCUACAAAAUUACACAAAAUCAAUUUUUUAUUAAUGUAAAUAAAUAUUAUUAUGUAAAUGUAGAUGUAGAUAUAAGUUAUCACUGUAGGCCAGUUGGGCAAACAUACAGUUAAAUACAGUAAAAUAGGAACAUAGUAAAAUAAUAAAUAAUUCAUUCAUUGAUUCUAUUUUUUUAAUGUGGGACUAAACCAGGGCUGGACUCAACACACCUGAUUCAGCUCAUCUGUGCAGUAGCUCUAUUUGAGCAGGUGUGUAUUGGACUGAGCUGCCCUCCUAUCUCAGGAAAACUGCAUAUUAUCUUGGACUUUUUAAAAAAUACUACUGAUCAAAUGGAACUGGUUCAAUAUGCAACAAACAAACGCAAUACUCAGAACAUCCAGACUAAGGGCCCUAUUUCAGCUUUAUCUAUAUAGCUUGAUUUAGGGAGUGUCAGUGUGUCUUUGCUAUCGUAACAACGGGAAAAGUACACCUUGCGAAAGGCAUGUACUCAUUCUCUUAAUUAAUGAUGGGUGUGUUUAAUUUGGGGCAUAACGUGAAAUAAACCAAUCAGAGUGUCUCUUGCUCAUCAUUCCCUUUAAGAACCAGGUGAGCUCUGACUUUGGCAGAUAGCUAUUUUAACAGUUCAGUGCUUCUGUGCUUCUCAGCAGAGGAAACUGAGCUGCUGGAUGACGCUGUGAAGGAGCUCCAGCAGCUCAUUUACGGGAACAGCAAUUUAUUUUAUUUAGUAUUCUGUUUAUUGUAGAUGUAAAAGUUGGGUUUGUGUAAGAUGGCAAUGAACGUCAGCAUAUAGCAAAUAACAAUACUCCAGAAAUGUAGCUGAACACACCUCAUUUCCAGAUCUCCACGCCCAUCAGUGUGGAUAUAUUCAGAAGCUCUGUUUCUAUUUAAACCAGUCAGGUGGUGGAAUGGAUGAAAAUAGACUGUUAGCAGGGUGUAAGAUAGCAAUGAGCAUCACUACGUAUCUUGCGCAGGGUGUGAAAUAGGGCCCUAGGACUGCAUUUUGCCUUUUGUUAAAUUUGCUUGAUAUUUAACAUGCUUAGAAUUUGCAAUUUUUGCCUAUUUGUUAAAGCAAAAUUUAUGUUUUAUGUACAUUUUGUUAUUUUUUAAAGGGUACAGUCCUGUUAUACAGUUAUGAGCACAUAUUAGUCCAUGUUGUUUAUUAUCUACAUACACAUUUAUUAUGUAGUAACAGACAAUGGACACUUCUCAUAGUAUUUUUUAAUAUGUUGUGCAUUGCAGGUUAAGAUUAAAGAAUCAAGACUUUUUUUGGGUCCUACUUUAAAAUAAAGCUCAUUUAUAAAUGAGUUUAUUAAUGGCUAUUAAUUAGGUUGUAAAUACUUAAAAUAAUAAUAAUAAUAAUAAUAAUAAUAAUAAUAAUAAGCAGUAACAGCACUGUCCAAAUAGUGAUCCUACAUUUAUUUAUACUGUUAUACCUCUCCUUUAUCAGACAGCUUUAUCAUACCUAUUUAAAAGAUGUAAAAAAAAAAAGUAAGUUUUAGGAAUUGAAUAUGUUAAUAUACACCAUAUUAUAAUUACUGGAUGAGUAAUUAGAAUGUUAUUCAUACAGGGUUCAUGCAUUUUUAACCAAUUCAUUUCCAUGCCUUUGCAAUCUUUAAAAAAUGAACAAUAAACAGACAUGAACAAUAAAACCAAAAAUCAACUAAAACUAUAAUCAAAGCUGAUCAUAGUGGGCCUAAAAUUUAUAUGAUAAAAAAAUAAACAUUUCUUUAAGCUAUAUGUCAACAUACAAUCGUUUUAAUAAUAAAAUGUGUGUUAAAUUCUGGGAGCUCAAUUGUUUAUGGCUAAAUUACUGAAUAAACUCUAAGCUGAUGUUUUUUUCAAAAUAGUGUUUUUCUUAUCGAUAAAUGAAAAACUUUUAACUUUUUUACUUUUCCAAAACUUAUCCAGGUCUUGAAAUUGCUUUUUUUCAAAUUCCAUGGCUUUUCCAGGUUUUCCAUGACCAUACAAACCCUGUUAAUAUAUAUUUAAAUGCUGAUUAAUUGAAAUAUGAGGUUUGAUAGUAUAAAUAUAUGUGGAAUCACUAUUUGGCAAUUGGCAAGUGUAAACGUGUUAUAAAAAUAUUUACAACUCAAUUGCUGACCAUUAAUAAACUCCUUUAUAAAUUUAUAUUUAUAACACAUUUAUAAAAGAGUUUUAUUUUAAAGUGGUAUCGUUUAUUGUCAUAACAUCUGUAGAAAAUAAAAAUAAAAACUAAAACUAAAAAAGGAAUAUUCAUUAACUGGUACUGCAUGUUCCUAAAUCUUCCUCUUUCUUUAAAUGUUUGUUAUUCAGCACUUUACCA
This is a messenger RNA of Astyanax mexicanus (Mexican tetra), 7859 nucleotides long. It is a transcript of the gene itga2.2, whose product is annotated as integrin, alpha 2 (CD49B, alpha 2 subunit of VLA-2 receptor), tandem duplicate 2. Gene Ontology annotation, cellular component: integrin complex; external side of plasma membrane. Gene Ontology annotation, molecular function: integrin binding. The transcript has 29 exons. NCBI's taxonomy places the organism in Eukaryota, Metazoa, Chordata, Actinopteri, Characiformes, Acestrorhamphidae. Bases 69 to 3635 code for a protein of 1188 amino acids. Gene Ontology annotation, biological process: cell adhesion mediated by integrin; integrin-mediated signaling pathway; cell-cell adhesion. The record is from RefSeq and is a predicted model, not a curated record.